Messenger RNA from Gekko japonicus, 1007 nucleotides. Its product is annotated as copper transport protein ATOX1-like. Gene Ontology annotation, molecular function: copper chaperone activity; metal ion binding. Lineage: Eukaryota; Metazoa; Chordata; Lepidosauria; Squamata; Gekkonidae. Gene Ontology annotation, cellular component: cytosol. The transcript has 4 exons. Gene Ontology annotation, biological process: copper ion transport. The record is from RefSeq and is a predicted model, not a curated record. Bases 102 to 308 code for a protein of 68 amino acids.
CGGCCCGGCUGCCGCCUCUCAUUUUGCAGCGAUCUGAAAGGGGAGCUGAUCUGUGCCGCUGAAGAGCAGCCAGGAAGGUUUCAAAGCGUUCCGGAGCAGCCAUGCCGAAACAUGAGUUCUUUGUAGACAUGACCUGUGAAGGAUGCUCCAGUGCUGUAACCCGUGUCCUCAACAAGCUGGGAGCGGUGCAGUUUGAUAUUGAUCUACCCAACAAGAAAGUGACUAUCGAAUCGGAGCAUAGCAUGGAAACCUUGCUGGAGACACUGAAGAAAACUGGGAAAAAUGCCUCCUACCUCGGAGACAAGUAACCGCAUAGGAUGGCUUGUCUGGUGGGGCUGCUGUGCUAAAGGAAAGAUCAGCACUUGUUUAGAGAGAGGACCUGUGUGCAACCUGAUGAAGCAGUCCAGCAUAACCUCAACUAUAUAAUGCCAGCAUAUGGAGCAGACGUACAUAUCUUGUGAUUGCAGCCUUCCAGAGACUUAAUAAGCCUUCUGUCUUUGUCUCCCAGGAACUGAAGAAUUGUGUGUGGGGGGGUGUUAUCGAGCAUCGGAUAGGUCACCUUAUAUAUGACUGGUGGGUGGCAUUCAGCUUGGGGAGGGGGGCACAAGUUGUGCAAACCUUCACUAGAUGGAGGAGGACCUUAAGAAUUACUUGUGAUUCAUUGGUUUAGCCUUGUAUGUUUGAUAUGUAAAGCUAAUAUUCCUUCUCGGUUCAGCCAGCAGGUGGUGGUCUUGUCUAAUGCUGUUUGCUCGCGUUCAUUUUUGCAGCAUUGCUAACUUGGCUUCAGUAUGAAGGCAGCUGUUUACACUUCUGUCAGUUUCCUUCCUUUGACCACAGUUGCCCUGCCAGAUGCUGAAGAAGAGAGGAAGGGUGGGAAGACAAGAUGCUUUGUGGGGCAAGGACUAAAAUACAUUUUAACCGUAUCUGUUCCUACAAAUGUAGUGUUUAUGCAUUCUUCUUUUGAAGCCUUGUAAUAAAACAAGGAGCUACUUCUAUUUUCAAGUAAA